UUUAGAUUUAAGGAACUCUGCUCGUCAUACUAUACCGAUUUGGAAAGAACGAGGAUAUUAUAUUUAUAUUUAAUUUGACUCGUUUGAUUUAACGUUUAACGUUUCCAUCAUACCAGUUCAAAAAAGUCCCGGGCCUUGGUAAAGAGGUUCAACAGGAGUAUUAAAAACGGCCUACUAGUUAAGAGAUGGUAUGCACGCCCAGACCCGAGGUGGGAACGCUCCGGGAUUGGGGAGCCGGGAUUGGGUUGUAUUUUUGGACCGGUGUGUGUAGGGACCGGUCGCCUUGUUAGGUCUGCUCAAGUAUCUCCAACAGCAGCAACUGUCAGGAGAAGCUGACUGAAGAGGACGGGACGGGACAGGGCUGCUCUGUCUGUCCACCUUGAAGGCCAUGCAAGAUCCGUAGGCCACAACAGGACCAUAUCCAUUCACAAGAAAGAAAAGAACGUCAACUACAAAAGUAUUCUGCAACUAUUGGAAAAGGAGCAUGAGUUAUACAAAGGAACCCAGAAAGAAGACACUGGAUCCCAAGAUUAGAAGAAGCUUUUGAUCUACUAGUGAAUGUUCCUGUAAAGCGGGUCAACAUGUUCCCUCGGCCCACCUUCACGCAAGUGGUUUAAUGAACUAAAGAACCCGUUUGGAUGUCAGGCGAAGGUGAUCUAAGAUUGGCAGGUUUUUAUCUUCAGCGAGGUCAGAAGACGGAUCAGCUUCUCGGUAGGUGACCUGCAGGUUCUUGGGAGGUAUGAGUGGAGGUCGCUUUGAAUUUGAUGACGGCGGAGCUUUCUGUGGAGGUUGGGAAGGAGGUAAGGCUCACGGACAUGGGAUCUGCACUGGACCCAAAGGGCAGGGGGAAUUCUCUGGCUCCUGGAAUUACGGAUUCGAAGUGGUUGGGGUCUACACCUGGCCCAGUGGGAACACCUACGAGGGGUACUGGUCACAGGGAAAACGACACGGUCUCGGGGUAGAAACCAAGGGACACUGGAUUUACAGAGGGGAAUGGACCCAUGGCUUCAAAGGAAGAUACGGCUCGCGUCUGAGUGUUGGCAGUGGGGCCAAGUACGAGGGGACCUGGAAUAAUGGACUUCAGGAUGGAUAUGGCACAGAGACCUAUGCUGAUGGAGGCACGUUCCAGGGCCAGUUCACGGGGGGCAUGCGUCACGGCUACGGGGUCCGCCAGAGCGUCCCCUUUGGCAUGGCGGCCGUGGUGCGCUCCCCGCUGCGCACCUCGCUCACCUCCCUGCGCAGCGAGCAGAGCAACGGCGCCGUGCUGCAGCAGGACGUCCCGAUGAUCACCACCACCAACGCGGCGGGGGAGGAGACCUGCACCCCCACGCCCACACCGCUGGGGCCGUCCCGCGGCGGCUUCGCCCUCACCCUCCAGGUGGACCCCGAGGCCGUCAAGCCCAAGAAGAAGGGCCUGUUCAACAGAGGCUCCCUGCUGGGCAAGCUGAAGAAGUCGGACUCGCGCACCUCCCUGUCCAGCCAGAAGAGCAAGAUCAGCUUCCUGAGGACCGAGUCGGCCCUCAGCUCCAACAACAGCGACGCAAACUCCACCAUCAGCAUCGGGGACGACAGCCUGGCCGGCGCCGAGGACUUCCCCCCCGUGGAGGCGGACAUCGACGCCACCACCACGGAGGUGUACAUGGGCGAGUGGAAGAACGACAAGCGCUCGGGGUACGGAAUAAGCGAGCGGUCCAGCGGGCUGAAGUACGAGGGAGAGUGGCUGAACAACCAGAGACACGGCUACGGAUGCACCAGCUUCCCCGAGGGCGGGAAGGAGGAGGGCAAGUACCUCAACAACAUGCUGGUCAAGGCCAUGAAGAAGAGGGUGAUCAACAUCAGAGGCACCAAGAUCAAGCAGAAGGUUGAGCGGGGGCUGGAGGGCGGGCAGAGGGCCGCCGCCAUCGCCAAGCAGAAGGCCGAGAUCGCGGCGUCCAGGACGUGCCACGCCAAGGCCAAGGCGGAGGGAGCAGACCAGGCGGCCAUGGCCUCCAACUCAGAGUCCAGCAUCGCCCGCCUGGUGGCCACAGAGCUGUCCCCUUCGUUUCACCAGCCAGGUCCAGAGUAUCUGAGGAAGCGCUUACUCCAGGACGGGGUUGAGGACAACGUGGACACCGACAUGCACGAGCCGCUGCUGGCCGAGGAGGAGCCCCUGCCCACGCCCCCGGAGAGCCCGUCCAUGAACGAGCUGGACCGCCUCAUGCCUGGCUCCACUCCGGCCCGCACGCCCUCCCCCAGCCCUGGCAUCACCAACAGGGAGGACCCCCUGCUGCUCCGACCAGGGAGCUGGAACGGAGAGAAGAGCAGCAGAGGUGGAGGCAGCGCAGCCAGCAGCAGAGCCAACAGCAGAACCGCCAGCCGCCCCACCACCCCUUCGUCCUCCGCUUCUGUGCCGGCCCCGGCACCGACCUCGGCCCCCGAGGGCCCCGAGGUGGCGGCCCCCUCCGGCCCCCCGAGCCGCCAGAGCAGCGCGGUGGAGCCGGGCUCGGACCUGGAGAUCAAGCCGCUGCAGAAGUUCGACGGCGAGGAGAGCGCCUCCGAGCCCGUGGACCCCGUGGGAACCGGCCUCGUCUCCCACGACGAAGACCAAGCCGCCCAGCCCGUUGUCAAGGCUCCGCCCAAAGCUGCCGACAAGCCCGAGCCAGAACCCGCCGAGACGCCCGGUGAGCCGACCCCGCCGUCCGCGCCUCCGUCACGGGCUGCGUCCGCCCCUCCGUCCCGGGCCGCGUCCGCCCCUAGGUUCAGCGUGGAACCCAGCAGCAGAACGCCCAGCAGGACGGGCAGCCGGUCGGAGACCAAGCCAGUCGAGAGACAGGAGCCCAGUCCCGCUCCGUCUCCCACACCCAAACUUCAAGCAAAGGUUGUAGCCAAGCCGGUAGAAGCCAAGGCUGUGAUUGGCCAGCCAGCGGUGACAGCACCAGCCACGGUGGAGACCAAAGUAGAGGCCAAGCAAAAGACAGUCAUGAAGGUUCCGAGCAAAGAGAGGACUGUAGAUUCUGUGGAGUUAGAGGGUCCGAACACAAUCAUGAUCUGUAUGGUCAUCCUUCUGAACAUCGGCCUGGCCAUUCUGUUCGUACACAUCUUGUCAUGAGUCAAAAAAAAAGGUGAACCUAACACACAAUGAAACUAAAGUGACAGCCCCCUUUUCUGGGGAAAUACAAAUAAGAACAACAUCAUCUGCGGUUUGGUUUGAGUGUUUGAACUCCAAUUGAUGAAGUGCUUCAUCCAUGACUCUCUGCAGUAUAGCAAAACUAUGUUGGAACUCUGUACAUAAUCUCUGCAUCGAUGCAGUGAUAUGACCAACUUAAGUGAACAUUGGUAAUAACGGAUUUAUCUCUCUCUAAUUUGUCAUCUGCUGGUCUCCUGCAGGUCCACUAGCAAAGUUGGAGAGGGAUGGCUUAGUCUGCCUUUUCAGCGACGACCAGAGAUCACGCAGGGAGUUGCUCUUAAAAGAAAUGCCUUAUAUGGAUGAUCACGGCUCUCCAAAGGUUCAGCUAAAGAGACAGAGGCUAACACUUUCACGAGGGAUAAAGGAGGAGCUGUUGUCCGAAUCUGAAUGACAGUGGAUGAAACUGAGUUCAUGUGAAUGUGAUGCUGUAUGUAGGGGUCUCUGGGACCUGUGACUGGGAUACGGCUACGUGAUGUGUUUCAGUGAAUGCACGAGCAUGCUAUGGCUGGCAAAGAUGACGAGUAACAGUGUGUCAACACAGUACAGGCAGCUUCGAACCAAAUCCUUUGACUGGCAGUUGCUGACCUGCUCUUUAGGCACAUAGUAGAUAGAUUAAUAAUUUGUGGAUUCCCAAAUGUUUAAACUAGAUAACUAAAUUAUUAUUGCUGUUUGCCAAUGUAUAUUUACAAUUGAUUUCUGGUUGAUUAUGGGCAAGAUAUACAAACUUAAUACUGUCCUUAGGUCUCUUGAGCUUUUCACUGUUAGUACUUAGGAACAAAGUAAAUGAUUUGGAGAAGAUAUUGUUCAAAUAGGUUGUGACAAGGAUUGAGUUUGAGCACAUGAGCAAGUAUCUCUUAUGUCACUGCUUAUUUUAAUUUUUUUGAUCUUUGUGUACAAACCACAUUAGAAUUGGAUCGUUCUGGACUUCUCAAAAUUCAUUUGUAUUUCUUUGGGGUAAUUGCAAAAACACACCUUACAUUUCAAUGUUUGGAGUUGAUGAAUGAAAUAGGGUAGAAAAAAUAAUAUGAUUGGGCAUGAACGUUAUCGAGUCCUGCUUAUAUUUUUUUUUAUGUAAAAACAAUGUCACAUGACGGUUAGGUUGGAAAGGUUUUAGCGGUUGGAUGGGUAGUUAUGUUGGAUGACGGUACAGAAAAGGGUGCGAUGAUAAGAAACUGUAAAAACGGUGUUUAUUAAAGUGUAGGCAACUAUGCAUAGGUAAAAAAAAGAAGAAGAUUUUUGUAGGGAGGAAAUGUAAACCUAAAAAGCUAUUUAUUAAUCUUUGGAACUGAGAUUAUCUCAAGAUGGAGGAAAGGAAUGAUGAGCUCCACGUCUUACAGCACUGAUGCGCUCCGGACAGUUUUUAUAUUUCUCCCUGGAUCCUAAUAUUAAUGCACAAAUUCACAAUUAUUGUAAUGCAUCAAAAUAUUUCAAAUAGAAUUGUAUCUGUUGACGCUCGCAUGUGAAAAUCUGGAAAAAAGGAAUAGCUGUGCUUUAUUCCUUGCAGACACCAUCAGUGCACUUAUGACCUAAACAUGUAUGAUGCAACAGGUCAGAGGCGUUCAAAAUAUGCAUUAAUUUACUUACUCGAUUUCAAGCUUCAACAAUUGAAUAAACUAUUUUACAUCCGUAA
Gadus morhua (Atlantic cod) is the source of this 4796-nucleotide messenger RNA. It is a transcript of the gene jph2, whose product is annotated as junctophilin 2. The transcript is spliced from 5 exons. The record is from RefSeq and is a predicted model, not a curated record. The coding region runs from base 740 to 3088 and encodes 782 amino acids. Lineage: Eukaryota; Metazoa; Chordata; Actinopteri; Gadiformes; Gadidae. Gene Ontology annotation, cellular component: junctional membrane complex; plasma membrane; sarcoplasmic reticulum.